Molecule: messenger RNA, 1006 nt
Organism: Harmonia axyridis
Lineage: Eukaryota; Metazoa; Arthropoda; Insecta; Coleoptera; Coccinellidae
Product: PITH domain-containing protein CG6153
Exons: 4
Coding region: 134-766 (210 amino acids)
Cellular component (GO): nucleus
Source: RefSeq, a predicted model, not a curated record
AGAGCAAAGUUGAAGUAAAAUCGAUGACUAUAAAUUGUUAGGUUAACAGUUAAUAAUAAUUGUAAAUAAAACAAAUCAGUAAAUCCCUUAAUCCUACGAAUCGGAUAAUAUUCAAAUACUAGUAUUCAGGAAAAUGCCGCCCCAUGGAGGUCAUGGAAGUACCUGCUGCGAAGGCGACAGCCAUAAGAAUGAAACCCAAGAAAUGGGUGUAGAAUACAGUCUUUAUACCAAAAUUAACAAAGACAAUUUGGAAUGUUUGAAUGAAGAAUGUGAAGGUUCUGGGAAGACCAUUUUCAAGCCUUGGGUGGAAAGGCUCAAUUUUGAUACUGUUGUCGAAUCAGAUGCAGAUGCAGAAUUGUUAUUCAAUAUUCCUUUUACUGGAAAUAUUAAAUUAAAAGGAAUUAUUGUUGUCGGAGAAGACAACGAAACUCACCCUUCUAGAAUGAGAAUAUUCAAAAAUAGGCCAUCAAUGACUUUUGAUGAUGUUUCAAUAUCACCUGAUCAGGAAUUUGUACUUCACCAUGACACCCAAGGAACUCUAGAAUAUGCAACAAAGGUUGUUACUUUCAAUAAUGUCCAUCAUUUGAGUCUCCAUUUUCCUAGUAAUUUUGGCGGAGAUAAGACUAAAAUUUAUUACAUAGGAUUACGAGGUGAAUUUUUUGUAUCUCAUCAUCAUGGAGUGACCAUCUGUAAUUAUGAGUCGGCUCCUAAUAUAUCUGAUCACAAAAACCAGUUGGAUGAGAUUUCAGGUCAUACUGUUCAAUAAACGAACUGAUUCUAAUAAUCAUUUAUUAUUUGUGAUAUGAAUACAAAAUGUUUUCCAGUCAAUUCUGAGAGUUUUUGUACUUAUUUAUUUUUCCAUUUUGUGUGUACUUGAACAAUAGCUAAUGCUGAACUAACUUGUUAUUUGAAAAGUAGUCUUUUUAUUUUCAAAGUGAUUAUUGUUAUGUUUUUGUUAAAUUUCAUAAGUAAUGUAAUAAUUCAUAGCAAUAAAUAAUUGAAUAUA